GAUCCCCCUCUUCUCCGAGCCGAGCCAGUAACUACCAUGGCUCCCAGUCCACAGCUCCUCGGCCUCCUCGUCGUCCUCCUAGCGUCCGCGCGGGCCGUCUCGGUGUCGCUCCCGGCGCUGCCGCUCUCGACCUCGUCGCGGUGGGUGGUGGGCGCGGACGGGCGGCGCGUGAAGCUGGCCUGCGCGAACUGGGCGUCGCACCUGGAGCCCGUGGCGGCGGAGGGCCUGUCCAGGCGCGGCGUGGGGGACAUCGCGGCGCGCGUCGCGGCGAUGGGGUUCAACUGCGUCAGGAUCACCUGGCCGACCUACCUCGCCACCAACGCCACGCUCUCGUCGCUGCCGCUUCGGUGGUCGCUGCAGCUCCUCGGCUUGCGGGAGUCCGCCGCCGGCGUACGGGUCAACAACCCCGACCUCCUCGACCUGCCUCUCAUCGAUGUCUUCCGGGAAGUGGUGUCAGCUUUGGCCAACCAUAGUAUCAUGGUCAUACUUGAUAACCAAAUUACGACUCCAGGAUGGUGCUGCAGCAGAUCCGACGGUAAUACCUUCUUUGGAGACAAAUACUUCGACCCUGAAGAAUGGUUGAAGGGCCUCAGUGCAAUGGCAACAAUGUUUAAGAGCACAAAUAAUGUUGUGGGCAUGAGCUUGCGGAAUGAGCUCCGUGGCCCCUAUCAAAAUGUUAGUUUGUGGUACAGGUAUAUGCAACAGGGUGCUGAAGCUGUGCAUGCAGCAAACCCUAAUGUCCUUGUUAUCUUGUCAGGCCUGGAUUUUGACAAUACUCUCUCCUUUUUGUUCACAAAAAAAGUUGAGCUGUCAUUUACUGGAAAGUUAGUGUUCGAGCAGCAUUGGUAUGGUUUCUCAGAUGGUACCAACUGGGAUCAUCAGAACCAAAAUGAUGCUUGUGGAGUGUCUGUCGAAUCGAUAAGAACUAAAGGACUGUUCCUACUUCAGCAAGGCUGGCCUCUGUUUUUCUCUGAGAUUGGGUUUGACAUGUCUGGCACACAUACUUCUGACAAUCGUUAUCUCACGUGCUUCUUAAGCGUGGCAGCUGAAAUGGAUUUGGACUGGGCUAUUUGGGCUCUGCAAGGGAGUUACUACAUCAGAGAGGGUAUUCUAGCUUAUGAUGAAACAUACGGAUUGCUAUCAUGGGAUUGGUGUACAGCAAGAAACCCUAGCUUCAUUAAAAGGAUCAAUCCUCUGCAGUCACCAUUUCAAGGUCCUGGUCUACCGAACAGUAAAAAACCGUACAACGUGAUAUUUCAUCUUCUAACCGGUCUCUGUGUGUUGGUGAAAUCUGCAAAUUCACUUAAGUUGGGUCCAUGUGACGAAUCAAACGCUUGGAACUACACCUCAACAUCUGAGCUAAUACUGAAGCACACUGGACAGUGUGUCGAGGCAAAGUCUGUGGGUGAUACUGCAAAGCUUGGGGCAGGUUGUGGAAAAUCCUGUUCAAAGUGGCAGCUAAUAUCGAACUCAAGUAUGCAUGUUUCGACUGAACUCACUAAAAAUGGGACUAGAGUAUGCUUGGAUGCCAGCCCUGACGGUGUCAUCAUGACAAAUCCCUGCAAGUGCCUAAGCGAAGAUCCAUAUUGCAAUCCUGAGAGUCAAUGGUUCAAAGUUAUACUAAGCAGUAGAGGUAUACCAGCUGAGGCCUCCAUUUUGCAGCUGCCGUCUGUUGGACCCUGGCCUGCAACAUCAAGUUCAUCAUGGUAGUAAUCUGAAGACAACACGUUUGGAUAUACCCAAGGACCAGCUGUUCAAGCCAAUUGGAAAUGGACGACUUUAGUUUUACAGUCUGUGAGUUAUACGCAAGAUGUCUGCAAGCUCACUUACUCCAGUGUGUGUAUUGUAUUACCGUGUUAAAAAAUGACAUGAGGCUGCUCUUACGCCAUUGAGUACAGAAUAAACCACAGAUAAUAAAUGUAAUCUUAUGGAAUA
Messenger RNA from Lolium perenne, 1935 nucleotides. RefSeq names its product glycosyl hydrolase 5 family protein. The record is from RefSeq and is a predicted model, not a curated record. Gene Ontology annotation, molecular function: hydrolase activity, hydrolyzing O-glycosyl compounds. Gene Ontology annotation, biological process: polysaccharide catabolic process. Lineage: Eukaryota; Viridiplantae; Streptophyta; Magnoliopsida; Poales; Poaceae.